AUGGCCUCUCUUCUUCCCCCGCUCCUAUUGCCCACGCUACAGCCUUCUCUUUCACUCACUUCCCUCUUUUUUUUCACCGACUCCUCCUCCACCGAGAUAUUCUUGUCUUUCAUUCACUUCUGCUCUUACCCCACUCUCUGCUUGAACUCGGAUAUCUCACCCACACCAAAACGCCCCUCCCUAACUUUUUCUAAGACAAUCAUUUCUUUGCAUUCAGUUUUGCUUUUCAGCUCUCUCUCUCUCUCUCUCUCUCUCUCACCCUCUCGUUCAUACCCACCUCUCUCUCUCUCUGUCAGUUAUCUAUCUAUCUAUCUAUCUAUCUAUCUAUCUAUCUAUCUAUCUCAGUCUAUUCAUAUCUAUCUAAAUCAGUCUCUAUCUAUCUGUCUAUCUACUGUUCAUAUCUAUCUAAAUCAAUCUAUCUAUCAAGUUGUUUAUAUCUCUCUAUCUAUAUUCAUAUAUAUUUACCUAUCUAUCUACUUCAGUCUGUUUCUAUCUAUCUAUCUAUCUAUCUAUCUCUCUAUAUGUGUCACCCAUCGCCUUCCCGAACAAACAUUUCAUUUUCUUUUACAUCCUAACAAGCGUAAAAUAAUCAUUUUCAUUACAAGCAAAAUAUUCGACAAUCCUUCAUUUCGACAAUGA
Molecule: messenger RNA, 639 nt
Organism: Acanthosepion pharaonis
Lineage: Eukaryota; Metazoa; Mollusca; Cephalopoda; Sepiida; Sepiidae
Source: the annotation of a GenBank genome assembly